AGUUCAUCGUGGAGGCUCGUGAGGAGCAGCACACGGAGCAAGGCAGGUGGAGGUGGGAGGAGUGGAAGAGGGUGCCGGGGGAGUUCAACCACCUGGAGCUCACCCUCCACCCGUACUGCACCUACCGCUUCAGGGUCUUCGCCGUCAACGAGAUCGGCCGCAGCGACCCCAGCCAUUUCUCGGACCACCACAAAACCCCCCCUGCCGUCCCUGACAGAAACCCCUCAGGUGUGCGCAGCGAGUCCACAGACCCUAAGACUAUGAUCAUCACCUGGGACGAGAUGGACAAGCGCUUCCACUCCGGCGAGGGGUUCAAGUACCACGUGUCGUGGCGGGGGGGGGGCGACGCUCAGUGGAACCACGCAGACGUCGCGACGCCUCCGUACGUCAUCAACGACACGGGGACGUACACGCCGUUUGAGAUCAAAGUCCAGGCUGUCAACGACGUCGGGGGGGCACCGACACCGGAGCCGGAGAUCGGAUACUCCGGAGAGGACGAGCCGCAGGAAGCUCCCACUAAUGUCUCCACGAAAGUGAUAGACAGCACCGUCACAGUCAAGUGGAAAGAAGCCCAAAAUGUGAGAGGUCUGCUGCUGGGAUACAAGAUCUACCUCCAGAGGUUGGGUCCGCAGGGCGGUCGGGUCCGGAGGUCUCUCGGGAAACAGCACCAGAAGAGAGAGGAUAAGCUGGAGCGAGCGAGGGAGAGAGACCGGGAGGUGGUGGUCCACGGCGUGAAGACCUCAGAGGAGGUGACGGGGCUGCGGCUUUACUCCAGCUACGAGCUGUCCGUCGCUGCCUUUAACAGCAAAGGGGAGGGGCCUCGCUCCCCCCCGCACCACUUCAGCACCCCACAGGGAGCGCCUGGUCCUCCUGCAUCGUUAAGGUUGGAGAGUCCUUCAGAGAAGUCCAUGAUCCUCUACUGGAGCCCUCCAGAAGAGACCAACGGCAUCCUGCAGGGAUACGUGGUGCAGUAUCGGGAGGAUCUGGAGAACAGCUUGCUGCAGAUGGAGUACAUCGACGACCCCACUAUGACCCACUUUGAGUUGGACUCUCUGGACCCGAGCAGCCAUUACAUCUUCAACGUGAUCGCUAGCACCAUUGUAGAAGGACCCCCCAUCACCCGGAGGGGGGCCACCGCGCUGGACGGAGUUGCUCCAUCACACAUCAACAUAGUUCCCAGCAACACGUCACUCAACCUGAGCUGGGUGCACGGAGAGAGAUUCAGGAACCACGGCUUCAUCAUCCGAUACCGCAGGAAGUGCCCCGGCUGUGAUUGGUUGGACUCGGAGGUGGUGAACUCCACGCAGGGUUUAUAUUUGCUGAAAGGCCUCCUGCCGGGAUCUGAGUACCAACUCAUGAUCAACGACACUCAGUGGGAGAACUCGACACGGACCAUAGGAGCAGCGCCGUCGGUGAUGCCCGGUGGGUUCGCUGCUCGGGGUUGGUUGAUCGGACUCAUCGCUGCCAUCCUGCUGCUGGUGCUCAUCCUGCUGAUCCUCUGCCUCAUCAAGCGCAGCAAGGGGGGGAAAUACGCAGUGAAAGACAAAGAGGACAAGGAGGGGGACUCUGAGGCUCGGCCCAUGAAGGACGAGACGUUUGGAGAGUACAGAUCUCUGAAGAGCGAUGCGGAUGAGAAGCGCUCUGAGAGCCAGCCCUCUCUGUGUGGGGAGAGUAAGCUGGGCAGCGACGACUCUCUGGCGGAGUACGGGGACAGCGUGGACAUCCAGUUCAACGAGGACGGGUCCUUCAUCGGCCAGUACAGCAACCGAGGGCCCGCCCCCCCCGGGCACGAGAGCUCCGGCCCCGCCUCCCCGGACAACGGCGUCCCGCCUCCCCCCAUCGCUCCGUCCAUGUCCACCAUCCUCGACCGGCCCAGCUAGACACACACACACACACACACACACAUUACAGAAAAACACACAUUCACACUGCGAAACACAAAGGGACAGACCACUCCUGACUCCACUGCCUGUAAUGUUAUAGUGCAAAAACACACACACACACACACACACACACACACACACACACACACACACACCGACACACCGUCUCAAUACAUUCCACAGGUUUAUGCAGUGCAGCUGUUUACAGGAUGUCUCGCCUUUUCUACUCCAAGUUUACACACACACACACACACACACACACACACACUAACUCACACACACACAGAAACACACUCACCACUACGAGCAAACACUUCCAAUCAGAAAGCUCUUCACUCCAGAAAGAUAGAACGAGGAUUGCAGACAGUUGCACCAGCUGUUUAUCAAACAUAGGCGUUGAAUAGUCUAUUAGGGGGGCUACAUAACAUUAGUAACAAUUCGCCUGAUAAAAACAAGUCACAAGACAAUUCAAAUGUGGCUGUUUUGAACAAUUGUUUAGCUUAUAUCUCCAAUAGCUCAACCCCCAGACAUCCAAUAAUAAGACCUUUAUUCAAACGAAAAACAGACCAAUAUCUUAAAGAAUGUGUCUUGAAUCUGGAUCAAAAGUAUAUUUAUGAAAGCUUCUGGUAGACAACAACGCCAUUACAGUUUAAUUAAUUAAACGCAACCUUAAAAUUACGGAAAAACUGUAUCCCAAAAUGUCAAUUUCUUCAAAAUAAAAGUUCCAAACAGCCGGUGCAACGCUGCAGGAGAGGAAGAGGAAGGCUGUUGUGAUGAAGAGUGGCUCAAAGAAAAGGGAAAUCUCAUCUCGUCUGACCAAAAUGUCAUCCAUCUUGUACAAACAUGUAUUCCAUUUCAUUAACACAUUCAAAGUCAUAUUCAUCGUUUUUAUAUAAACACCACCACUUUGAGUUUUGUGUACGUCCUCGUCAACCGUCACCGCUCCGUGUCUUCGUGCUGUUUUUAUAUUUGUGUUUCUGUGCAUGCGUCUGGGGAAGCGCUUUCUAUUUAUUGAUGUCAGAGCGCCUCCCAAACCUAAGAUGCACGCCCCUCGCCGAGGCUUUUCAUAACUUGAUAUUUAGCGUAUGAGUUUUAUGACUGACUGUUACUGUGUGUGAGUGUGUGUGAGUGUGUGUUUGCUCACCAUCCCUGCUUUUACCUGCAGUGAUGGGAGAUCUGUUGCCUUAAGAGAGUCCAGUUGAGCGUCCUCUCCUCCUUUCUGUCUAUCCGUCUGUCAAUCAUCCAUUUUCCCUCACACACACACACACACACACACACACACACACACCCAUCACCCUCCUGUUUGAUCAGCAGGUGAAAUGCAGGACCAAGUUUCUACGGUGGCCCUGAAGGAUCAUAGACCUGCAAACACAUAAAGACGCACGCAAAGAGGAGACCAAAACUGUUUCAUUACAUUCAUGGAAAUGAGCUUAAAACUGAACGGCUUUAAAGGUCCAUUUGGGGUUAGAAAAAUAACAUUACAAUAGUUUACGGCGCUGAGGAAGGGGGUUAAUAUUCAGGGGGAAAAGUUAUGUACAAAAAUAAAAACUGAUCAAUAUCAGUUAUUAUAAUGUAUAAAUUGUCAGGGCCACCGUAGAAUGUGAUUACAGAGAGAAACGCACACACACACACACACACACACACACACACACACUGAUGCAUGCAUAAAGUGGAGGACAAUGAAAACCACAUGCAGGGCCGGUCCUCUGUAGCAAAACCGUAAGGGACCCUCUGAAGCAGAGAGGAGGAGGAGGAGGAGGAGGAAGAGAAUCUGACGUAUGGUUCUCUGAAUGUAAAUACAACCUUGAGAAUGUCAUUUUUUUAUUUCCAAUGCUUCUUUUAUAAGAAGAUCAAAUUGUAAUUGUUUUUUUUAAUUAUCUGUUGCUCUGUUUGGUUUUGUAUCAUAACCCCCCCCCCCAGCAUUAUGUUUUCCUCUUGUGUCACAGUUAGUAGUCCAGAGACAUUUAGAGGAACCUAGAAUCCGUUUCUUUAUAGCGCUUAGAGAUGCAGCAGAUAAUAUUCAUUAUUAAAAGUCCUAAAUGUUAGCAUUUAUCCACGUCGCCAUGGCAGUGCUGUUUAAUGAGGACGGAUCAGUCUCAAUACUAAGAGGGUUUAUUUUUGUGGCUCCGCUUUGCAAGAUAAACUUAAUCUGAAAGAUGCAGGAUUACCAGGCAGGAAGUUCUCGUGUGAUUUUGGACCCAGAGCAGAAGUUUGUUUUGAAUGUUUGUGGAGCAGAGAAUGACAGGAGGCACCGAUGGGUUCAUUCACACACUUAUUCUUUUCUGUUUAUAUUUCUGUCAAAGAAUCUCAUCCAAAACCAACAAUGUAUAUGUCCGUCUCAAUACUUCCUGUCAGUGGCUUUCAGCUGUAUCUCUUUGGUUCCUCCAGUCAUGUUUAAAGACACAAAUACUCAGCUUUCAAUGUGUGUGUAAUUCCAUAAAAGGAAUCAUUUAAAUUUGCAAAAACAAAUAUAUCGUUUCUUCGUCUAAAACUUCAGCAAUUUCCUAAAUAGUGCAUUUGUUGGGGACUAUUUUCAGUGGCGGAUUAAUCCACAUUCGGUGCUCUCGUGAUUCAUUGUGGGAGCAGGACGGUGUGUGUGUGGUAUUGACUCAACUGCAGUGUGUGUUCACGGUAAUUAAGGAACAUCUCACCCUAUGGCACAAUGAGGCUCAGUUAUGUGGUUUUAAUAUUUGUAGACAACAAUGGAGCUCUAUGGAACAAUAAGGAAUAUCUCCAGCUUGUACACACACAUACCUGUUAGUAGACAUUCAUUGAACUUGCUGAGAAAAACCUUCUGAAUUGUCGGCAGUUAAAAAGCGAAGUGUUUGUAACUCAGCCAAAUUCAUGAUAAGGCUCUGCUUGUUUAUCAAUUCUAAUGUUUCUGUCUCAAUCAAAACGUUAUUAAAUCACAGCCAACUGUGCAGCGUAUCUGAGCAUUUGGGCUUUUAAAAUGAAAACCACAAAGCGAUUUCGGGCGAGAAAAGCACUGCAUGGAGGAUUAAAAAGGAGUUUACAAAUGUAGCCGACUUAGUGGUGACACACUCUUCAUGUUGGGGUCCCAUCACCACAAUGAUUGGACAGGAUGUUUACCUUUCCAUUUCCUGUUUGUGUUAAACCAACCUGUGAAACAAAAUGCCAAAUGACCAAUAACCUCCUCCAUUCAUCUCAGUGUAAUAACCCAGUCUGGACAUGUUGCCUUGUAGAACGUCUGGACCCGCCUCCUGCCUGUCUCUCUGCUCCUGAUGCUGUCUCUGUCGAAGCCUUCUUUUAUACAUAUAAACACCUUGGGGGAAAAAUACAACAUAAAAACUAGAAAAAUAUAUAAAAAAAGACAAAAAAAUGUAGGUAUAAAUAAUAACAAUACUGCUAUAGAUAACAACAACAACAAUGUUGAGCAAUGAAUUAAUCAGUAUCACAGGAUCCAGCAGGGACAGGAUUACACUGGACACGGGAGGGAGUGUGUGUGUGUGUGUGGCGGUGGUUCAAAUACACACACAUUAACAGGUGGGGUGGGGGGGUGUAUUGCAAUAUUAAAGUGUGCUGAUGUUGUACCUGCUUGUUGCAUUGUGCGCUGUACUGUAUCUGACAAACUAACCCCAGUCAACUAAUAAAUAAACAUGGACUACGCAUAUCCUGAACAAAA
Molecule: messenger RNA, 5526 nt
Organism: Gymnodraco acuticeps
Lineage: Eukaryota; Metazoa; Chordata; Actinopteri; Perciformes; Bathydraconidae
Product: neural cell adhesion molecule L1.1-like
Biological process (GO): cell-cell adhesion; axon guidance
Cellular component (GO): axon; plasma membrane
Molecular function (GO): protein binding
Source: RefSeq, a predicted model, not a curated record